Messenger RNA from Alternaria rosae, 1615 nucleotides. RefSeq names its product pyridoxal phosphate-dependent transferase. The coding region runs from base 84 to 1430 and encodes 448 amino acids. The record is from RefSeq and is a predicted model, not a curated record. The transcript has 4 exons. Gene Ontology annotation, biological process: amino acid metabolic process; biosynthetic process. NCBI's taxonomy places the organism in Eukaryota, Fungi, Ascomycota, Dothideomycetes, Pleosporales, Pleosporaceae. Gene Ontology annotation, molecular function: pyridoxal phosphate binding; transaminase activity.
GCAGGGUCGCUUCCCCACAGUACUGUAGCUGUAUUUACUCCACCUCAAUCUUGUACAUCACGCAUAUCAUACUGCAUUCCUGAAUGCGCAGCACGCGCCACCUCUCCGUGUCAUCCAUGAUGGACCCGGGGCUGUCGCGACGAGCGCGGAACGCGCUCGACCGGCUUGUUCCUGUGCUUUCGGGUACCGCACCAGCGUCGUUUGACCCUUUCGGCAAUACGAUUGACCUCAGUUGUGGGGGUAAUGAGGUGUUGUAUCCCGAGUUGAAGCAGUUUCUGGGAGAUGUUGUUAGAGAUGUUGGGGCGGUUGAGGCAUUUUCGGAGCCCGUCCCGUCGAUUAAUGGCGGCGAUUUAGGAUUAAGAAACGCUCUUGCGGGAUUUUUCAACACGUAUUUCAAGCCUGUUCAUGCUGUCAGGGCUGAACAUAUCGUUCUUACGGAUGGGACUACGGAUGGGAUUGAGAACCUAAUUCAUGCUGUAUGCGAUGAUGGGGACAGUGUGCUUGUUCCUGGGCCGAGUUGUCCAGACAUCUCAGUCCUAUUGAAGCGAAAAGCAAACGUCCAUCUAAUUCCCGCCCGCCCACCAACCUACUCCCACUGGGACAACUACCUCGUCCCCUCCCUGCAAGCCGCCUACGACUUCUCCUCCCACCGUUCCCGAAUAAAAGCCGUCUUGUUAUCUAACCCCAACAACCCCCUCUCGCGAUGCUACCCCCGGGAAACAUUACGGGAGUUACUGGAAUUCUGUCAAGAAAGAGGAUUGCAUCUAAUUGUUGAUGAGGGGGCUGGGUUGAUGCGGUUAGAUGGUGGUAAGGAGGAGGGUGGAGGAGGAGGAGGUAAGAAGAAGAGAGAUGGAGCAGAGUUUGUAAGUGCGUUGGCGUUGACGGAACCGCUUGUACCGGAGGGUGCGGUGAAGGUCGAUCCGAGUCGUGUGCAUAUUGUGUGGAGUGCAAGUCGAUUAUUCGGAUUAGGUGGGCUGAAGAUCGGUUGCGUGGUUUCCCAGCAAAACACUCCCCUCCUGACUUCCCUGGCACUGACGAGUACACACCCCUCGUCCCUCUCGACCGUCUACUUAUCUUCCCUUCUGACGUCCUCGCGACUCCCCGAUCUCCGCACUCUGAAUAACAAUCGACUGACAUCCUCCUACGUUGCCCUCACCGAUAUCCUAAGGCAGCACGAUAUCGAAUUCGUGGUACCUACACACGGUCCCUUCCUCUUUGCUAAACUAGCAAAGAAAGCUAGGACUGUGGAAGAGGAGAAUGUUUUCUGGAGAGAUUUGGAAGGCAGGGGUGGGAUUAAAGUUGCGCCUGGGAGGGUGUUCAAUGGGGUGGAGAAAGAUGGGGGUUGGGCGAGGGUGAGGUUUUCGGUCAGCGAAGAGGUUAUGCAGGAGGUGGUGGGGAAGCUGGAGGACUUCUUUGGAGGGAGUGGAUGAGGGCGGUACUAUCGUCUGGAGUAUCUAGCUGAGAGGUGGUUUGCUUGCUUGGCUUUGGCUUUCUGUUCGCAAUGGGUCGGGACAUUUUGAUUACUUUUCGUGGUAUCAGCGUGGGCGGAGCUAGUUUUCGUCGGAUCUUACAGAAUGACAUGCGUGUACGACUCGUCUGGCUUUCGGGUAGAGAA